Messenger RNA from Polistes canadensis, 1649 nucleotides. RefSeq names its product casein kinase I isoform gamma-3 (gene gish). Gene Ontology annotation, cellular component: nucleus; cytoplasm; plasma membrane. Gene Ontology annotation, molecular function: protein serine/threonine kinase activity; ATP binding. The record is from RefSeq and is a predicted model, not a curated record. NCBI's taxonomy places the organism in Eukaryota, Metazoa, Arthropoda, Insecta, Hymenoptera, Vespidae. The transcript has 8 exons. Gene Ontology annotation, biological process: peptidyl-serine phosphorylation; endocytosis; signal transduction. The coding region runs from base 1 to 1029 and encodes 342 amino acids.
AUGGAACUCCUUGGACCGAGCCUGGAAGAUCUCUUUGACCUCUGUGGGAGAAGGUUUACCCUCAAGACCGUUCUUAACAUUGCCACACAACUCCUCCAUAGGAUAGAGUACGUCCACAGUCGACAUUUGAUUUAUCGUGAUAUCAAGCCAGAGAAUUUCUUGAUAGGACGAUGUACAACUAAACGAGAGAAAAUCAUUCACAUAAUCGAUUUCGGAUUGGCCAAAGAGUACAUAGAUCUGGAAACGAAUAAACACAUACCUUACCGGGAACACAAGAGUCUUACUGGAACGGCGCGUUAUAUGAGUAUCAACACCCACCUUGGAAAAGAGCAAAGUAGAAGAGACGAUCUGGAGGCGUUAGGACACAUGUUUAUGUACUUUCUACGUGGUAGUUUACCUUGGCAAGGACUGAGAGCUGAAACGUUAAAGGAACGAUAUCAGAAAAUCGGGGAUACGAAAAGAGCAACACCGAUCGAGGUCCUUUGCGAUGGACAUCCCGAGGAGAUGGCCACGUAUCUUAGAUACGUACGCAGGUUGGACUUUUUUGAGACGCCUGAUUACGAGUACCUGAGGAAGAUCUUCCUUGAUCUCUACGAGAGACGAGGCUUCGUCAACGACGGCGAGUUUGAUUGGACCGGCAAGACAAUGUCCACACCAGUUGGAUCGCUACAAACGGGUCACGAAAUCAUCGUGUCACCAAAUCGCGAUCGGCAUCCAACGACAACGUAUAAGGACGCGACAGGUGGAGGGGCGGGGGGCGGGGGCGUAAUAGUCACAUGGCCAGAUGCAGUGAAGCAAUCAGGAGCCGGUGGUACAUUGACACCUGCCGAUAGGCAUGGUUCCGUUCAGACAAAGCAACAAUGGAUUAUGGUUGUUUCGUCGACGAACGGAGAAUUAGCUAACGAUGACCCAACUGCUGGUCAUUCUAACACGCCAAUUACGGCACCACAAGAAGUGGAUAUGAUCGACGAAACCAAAUGCUGUUGCUUCUUCAAGCGGAAGAAGAAGAAAAGUGGAAGGCAGAAAUAACUGUCCGAUACCGUCGGUCUUGGGCGGUCAGUACAACAGUGCGCGAGUAAUAGUGCUGACGGAUUUGGAAAUCGAGUCCCUGGAACGGCGAAAAUCUGCAAAAGCGGAGAAGACGGCGGAGGAAAUGAAGGUGAUGUUGGUGAUGGUGGUGAUGGUGGUGGUAGGGAUGGUGCUCAAGACGGGGAUACUUCUACUAUUACUGCUGUUGCUGUUGAUGCCGUUGCUGUUACUGCUGCCGUUGCUAGUACUACUGCUGUUACUACCGUCGUUGGAGCCACCGGGGAUCCUGAAAACGAAGUUAUCACUCUCUUACGUGCUGGAAGUAGAUCAGCUUCGAGAGACUCGGUGUUGCAUACCACCGUAACGUUGACACCUACACCGACUCCGCCACCGUUAUCGAAUUGAGCCACCACACAGCCAUUAUUAUUGCUGCUAUUACUAUUAUUAUUAUUAUUAUUAUAAUUAUUAUUAUUAUUAUUAUUAUUAUUAUUAUUAUUACUGUACUCUUUUUUUUUCCUUUUUCCUUCUUUUUUUUAUCGUCGACAUCUCUAAUAAUUUUGCCUUCUUUAAUUAUUCGUACGAUUAUUAUUAUUCUCAUUAUUAUUCAUUAUUAUUCUAUU